Desarmillaria tabescens is the source of this 2474-nucleotide messenger RNA. RefSeq names its product FYVE-domain-containing protein. The annotation marks the transcript as partial. Gene Ontology annotation, molecular function: metal ion binding; ubiquitin protein ligase activity. Lineage: Eukaryota; Fungi; Basidiomycota; Agaricomycetes; Agaricales; Physalacriaceae. Gene Ontology annotation, biological process: proteasome-mediated ubiquitin-dependent protein catabolic process; protein K48-linked ubiquitination. The record is from RefSeq and is a predicted model, not a curated record. Gene Ontology annotation, cellular component: cytoplasm; intracellular membrane-bounded organelle; membrane. The transcript has 10 exons.
GUGAACGCCGCAUCCAAGGGCCACCUUCCCAUCGUCCUUUAUCUUCUCACCAAGCAUUCUGCCAAUCCUUUGGUUCGCAACAACUGGGGUGAAACAGCCUACGACGUAGCGGCAGCCGUCUUUGAAGUUUGGAUCUGCGAGGUCUUACAAAAAGCUGAAGCGGAAUGCUGGAAGAACACGACGGUAUCUUAUGACAGUCUCGCAGUUCAUACGACUGUUCCUCUCGUCCUGUAUGAGAACCAAAGAUUGGACACGCGUCUCAAAACUCUCGCGGUUUCUGGAGGUAGACCUAAAUUUUCUGCGUCAGGCCUAGGAAAGCAGGGUCGGAAACCGCCUUUUGAAUUGAGGAUGCCCAAAUCGGAUGAUAACGCAGGCGAUGUACCCGCGUGGCGCAGCGACGUACAGCUUCCCCUUCGGAAUAGCCCUUGGAAGCUUCCUCUUCCUCGGUCGGACGACCGGCACGCACUGGAAGGAGCGGAGAGGAGUCAUUUCUGGCUUUCGGACUGGACGCUGGACGUAACACAUCCAGGAGUUGACGCAGAAGAUGGUUGGCAGUAUGCGCACCAUUUUAAUGAUCCCGAGGACCAGUGGACAGCAGAGAAGCCGCCACCACUAGAAAGGCUCUUGACAGGGAGCGGCAGCGUCGUCUUGGGCGCGGCCGGUUCCUCGUCCAGACGGUCAUCACAUUCCUCUUCAUCAGUUCCUCAUGCGCCACAUACAUGGGUCCGGCGAAGAAGAUGGGUGCGUGUCAUGCGUAGGAGACUGGAUAUCCCUCCCUUGCCAUUCUUGCAGCCCGAUGGUAAAAUGUACCAUUUGGAUGGACAAGGAGAUCUCAUACCAUACGUCGACGAUAGUCAAGAUAACGCAGAAGGAGAGUCGGAGGGCCAGGAGCUUGGGCAGAUGCAGUCAUUUUUAUCGUCAACACAAGAUUAUGUUGGGAGAGCUCGGUAUCUGGUGGGAAAUCAAUCAUCUCGUGACAUUGAUCCCGCUUCGUUAUCUGCCAUCGACGCUCGACGGGCGAUUGCUAAGCUUGAACGUGCGACGAUGGAGCUGAGGCAAGGGAUAUUAAGUGACGAUGAUGUUGACAGGAAGAGGCAAGCCGAAGUGCUGUUGAAUGCAUAUAGCAGGGAUCUUGAGCGAAGAAGGCUAGCAGCAGGUGCUCAUGGCCUCCUUAUCUCGGAUGAUGAGGAACAUGAGGAGUAUGAUGAUGAUUCAGACGAAGAGUUCCAUUACCCAGGAGCCUCACCUUUGGAGACCUUGCGUUCCCCAUCCCGGAUGUCCAACUCAACGGACUAUUUCAGUCAACCGGGUUCACGUUCGACAAGCCGUGUGCCGACCGACUUGACUCCACAGUUAUCCCAGGCUCCUGAUUUCCGGGUGCCUACCCAUGAAGCGCCACAGAAGGUGGCACGAUGGGCGUCUCCAAACCCUCAUCAGAUACAUCGCUGGGAGAAAGAUGAGGACGUGGAUCAAUGUCGAGACUGUCAACGCAGGUUUACAUUCUUAAAUCGGCGUCAUUGUCGUCGUUGUGGACGCAUCUUCUGCGACAGAUGUUCAUCAUAUAGGGUAUUGCUUGACCCGUCUGAUAUCGUGCAAGAGCCAGGUUUCCCCGAAGGUCUCGCGACAUCCAGCUCUCAGAGGGUGUGUCGUGGUUGUCACGACGAAGUGAAUGGGAAUGUCCCGAGUAGGCUCGCAGGCAUGCGCGUCAACUCCAUGGAACGUGUCUUCAUCGACCAAGGUCUACUGACGAUACCCAGUCACUUGUCAAGAGGGGAUGCUAGUUCGCAACUGAGUGAUCUUGCCGAGUGCCCCGUGUGCAAUCGGAAUCUCGAUACUAUUGGGAAUGCAUCAGAGCAGGAGAUACAUGUAAAGAAUUGUUUGGAAGGUGGAUCUGGGACUACGCCACAGACUGCGAAAUAUCUUGUUUAUAGCUUACCGGCAGAGAGCACGCUUAUCGGUGUUGAAUGUGUUAUCUGUCUGGAAGAAUUCGCUAAGGGUUCCAUGGUUGCACGCCUAAGUUGCCUAUGCAGUUUCCACAACACUUGCCUUUCUUCAUGGCUCCAGCGCGGAAAGAGCUGUCCCGUACAUGCUCGCUGACCAGGCAACGAUACUUUUUUUUGGAGGAAGAAACGAUACAUUUACUACGACUAUACGACAACUAUGUUACUGGUUAUAAUGAUACACACAAUUCAGGAAGGAUAUUUCACUACCCGUCAAUCGUCGUCCCGUGGCUCAUAGAAUGUGCUGUACCGAACCUUGGUGGCGUCUACCCGGAUGAUGUCGUAAUAGUCCUCCUCAUCAGGUUCGACGAUAUCCUGGCCCUUUCUGCCAUCAUCUUGAUCGUCUUCAAACCAAGAUGAUGGGUCGUCGUCAUCUUCACCUUCAUCAGAGUCGUCCUCCAGGUCAGAGUCAGUUGGUUUGUGGUUCCUAAAAGAUUUUAGUGCCAGAAGGUCGGGAACAGGAAAGAUAUCUUA